CCCGGCCGCGGGGCGCCCGGCUCCUGCCCUUUUCUUUCCCCCGUGCCCGCCUGCCAAGGAAAGGCACAUGUUAAUACCACCCGGCGCGGGCAUUUUCUGCUACUGCUGCUGCGGGCUCCUCCGUCCGAGACAGAUGUUGCGAAACCAAGGCCUCCUCAAGUGCCGCUGCCGCAUGCUCUUCAAUGACCUGAAGGUCUUCCUGCUGCGGAGACCCCCCGCGCCGCCGCCGCCCUCCCCGCCGCCGCCGCUCCCCAUGCCCGGCGGCGCAGAGGCGGCGGCGGGGGCCGCACCGCCCGGGGGGCGCGGGCCCGGCUGGCGGGCGGCGGGCGGCGGCGGCGGCGCGGGCAGCCCGGCCGCCGAGGAGUGGGGCAGCCCCGCCGGGGAGCCGCCCGCCUCCCUGCCCAGCAGCACCUCCUCGGAUGACUUCGGCAAGGGCAAGGCCGAGGACCGCUACUCGCUGGGCAGCAGCGUCGACAGCGGCAUCCGCACCCCGCUCUGCAGGAUCUGUUUCCAGGGGCCCGAGCAGGGGGAGUUGCUGAGCCCGUGUCGAUGCGAUGGAUCUGUGAAGUGCACGCACCAGCCAUGUCUGAUCAAAUGGAUUAGCGAGAGAGGCUGCUGGAGCUGUGAGCUGUGUUACUACAAGUAUCACGUCAUUGCCAUAAGCACAAAGAACCCUCUGCAGGUAAAGUGGCAGGCCAUCUCUCUGACGGUCAUUGAGAAGGUUCAGAUAGCAGCGGCCAUCCUGGGUUCCCUCUUCCUCAUCGCCAGUAUCUCGUGGCUCAUCUGGUCAACCUUCAGUCCUUCAGCCAAGUGGCAGCGCCAGGACCUGCUCUUCCAGAUCUGCUAUGGAAUGUACGGCUUCAUGGACAUUGUCUGUAUAGGUCUAAUAAUACACGAAGGGCCCUCGGUUUACCGGAUUUUUAAACGGUGGCAGGCGGUCAAUCAGCAGUGGAAAGUGCUGAACUAUGACAAAACAAAGGACAUGGAGGAGCAAAAAACAGGGACCAGGACAAAUCAGCGCCCCUCCUCCCAAACCACCCACUCGUCCUCCACUGGUGGUACAGCCACUAACUCCGCUCCAGCCGACAGCGGGGCACGGGCUGCCGGCCAUGCCACAGGCACCCUCUCUGACCACCACUGUGCUUAUACCAUCCUGCAUAUACUCAGCCACCUGAGGCCUCACGAACAGAGGAGUCAGUCUAGUAGUAACAGAGAGCUCGUCAUGAGGGUCACGACGGUCUGAGCAGAGGAAUUCAGGAGGCCUUAACACGAAGCGGAGGAGACAAAGAACUCAUAAAGCAGAGGAGCAUGGUGUGCCUUUUUCUUUCUCUUUCCUUUUAUUUUUUCUUUUUUUCUUCUCUUCUUUUCUUUUUUCAGUAACUGCACAAGAUAUAAGAGGCGGCACCUGGCCAGCUAAGGAAAAAAGCAGGUGGAGGGAGAGCUGCACACUCAUGCUAAAGAGGUUAAUGUUUUCCAGCCUGUUUAAAAAAAAAAAAAAAAAAAGAAAAAAAAAGAGAAAAAAAUAACAACACAAAUCACAAAAAAACCAACAAAACAAGUGCAAUACAGACUACAAACUGAGUAGGCAGAGUUCUGGGGAAGCAGAGGAACAGACGGUUGAGCAUGUCUUACAAAUCCUAUUACCUGGAAUAGGUAACGCUCUGUGCACAGCCCCCGUACACACACGCACGCGCACACAAACACACACGUAGUGUGAGAUUUAUAAAAACGUGGAAGGGAACGAAAUAUUUGGAGUGGUUUUAUUUUCCAGACUCCAAUUAACCAGGGCUAUGAGUUGUUUUGUUUCAUGAGUCACUGGAGCCUUGUUUGUUUUACUGUGGGGUACCUGAAGUGAAAUGGCUGGGGAUUUUUCAGUAUUGAUUUACAGAAGACAGAUUGAAUCAUCUCACUAAGAAAAUCUUAACAAAAUCCAGGCAUACCCAAAUUUCACCAAGAAGCCUGUUUUUUUCAUAAUGUUCCUGACAAGGGGUUUGUGAGGGUAGAACUGGGAGGGGGGAGGGUGCUCCAUAACCUUUAUUUGACGUAUAGGCAUUUUUGGCAAAUUUUGUACAAACGUUCCGCAGGUGUUUCAAGCACAAGUACUGGUGUGAUUCAUGCCUUCAUAACCCCAAAUCCAGCAUCCAGACCUUACCACCCACACACAUCAUUUUCCAUGCAGACAUUCCAGGUUAAUUUCCUUCUAUUUUACUCUAAUCACAAGAAGCUGACCCAUCUUUGGUGGGUUUCUGCUCCCUUGCUGAUUCAGACACUCAUGCAUUGGAGAUGUACCUUUUUUUUUUUUGGUGUCUGUAUCUCUGCUGCUCAAUUUGCAACAGUCUCACUCAGUCUUGUAGGCUGAUCCUUUCACAUCCAGUCUGUUAGUUUGUUACAGAGUCUAUUCCAUUCAAUCAUCCAAAAGAGAGUUAGUCUGAAGAGGGAGCACAGUUGCUGACUGACUGUGUAGCACUUCUAAUAAGUCUCCUUCUCUGGGAUAUAUCCUCGAAGGUAUCGGUUGCUCUUCAGGAACAUUCUCUUUCAAUGCACAAUGGCUGAAUCAUUUGUGGAUAUUAAAGGGACACUGUCAAGUACUUUUUAAAUAGUUUUUAGGGUUUGGGCUUUUUUUACUCUCCAUUGUUUGUAAUAUUCUCUUACAAGCUUGAAAAUAAAAUUUCUUUCCCUACCAAUUUUGUCCUUUUCCAUUUGGGCAUGUAUGGUUCUCUCCACUCACCCCAUUCCUUUCACUAUCCCUGUCCUUCUCCUCCCCACCUUUCUUCUGUGACAGGAGGAAAUCCAUAUUUCUGAUUUCCUGCUGACUAUCUUCAUUCUAUGGAGGGUAUGUCCCAACUCUAUGGGGUUAUUUUGCAACUGCCACAGAGGAAGCAUAAGAGCAAGAACCCUAGAAAUACAGAGAUUAGCUGGGAUUUUCAGGAGCAAAAGCUCAGCUAUCACAAAACAAUGACCCCAUAGUGUUCAAGCCUGAACCCAGCUCCCUCCAAAAUCAAGAUAAAGUCUUCAGCCAAACUGCACCCAUUUAGCAGCAGUGCCAAGCAACGUUGCACGAUGGCUGAAAGCAGCUGCCCUCCAUCAUCGUACCAGCACCUCUCACACCUUCUGUGAGGGCAAACGGGGGCUGCCAACUCCUCUGGCAGCCAGGCUGUCACAGGUCAGGUGUUUCUGGACUGGAGAAGGUGUCAAACUUCAGCCUCUGUGUUUGAGCAUGGCAGCCAUCCUGCAGCGUUGGGGAUGGAGGUGAGCAGCUUAAGGCAAGGUCGUAUUUUUCACCUCGAUUACUUGACAGUGUCCCUUUAAAUAUCAGAAUGCAACAGAACAGGUACUUACUUCUCUGGCAGAGAAUGUGGGAGGUGGAACACCGUCCGAGAAAGCCAGCUUACUGAGGACCAGUGUGAAACAGCAUGGUUUCUGAGGCCACUGUAUCUUUGUCUGACCAGAUUUACUAUCUACCAAAGAGUGCUUUUGGCAGAGGGGAGAAGAGAGAUGGUGGCGGGCAGAGGGAGAGGGAAGGUGCAGCUCCAGUCAUCUCUGAAAGUAGCUAUCCCCCAGAAGGAAGGUGUUGCAAUGAAUGAUCUCUGCAAGAACUGCUUCAGUAGAGAGAAACCUGGCCAAAGCAAGCAAACACAGCAGCCUCUCACUCCUUUGCCUGUUCUGGAAGCUGUCCACAUUCCGAGGGAUGAAUAAUAAUAGUGUUUUUGGGAAGGGGGAAGUAUACACAGAUGAAGGGACAGCUGUCACCCAUGAUGUCGUUUCCCUCCCUGCCCUCCACUCAUUUAACAUGGAGAAGUCAAAUUCCUUUAAUUUGGCUAACAGAUAAAAUGUUACGAGGUCAGAAGCACAACUUGCUGUGAAAGAGUGGUGUACUCUGAGCACACAGGACUCUGCAUACUCUCACUCCAGCUCUGCCACUGACUCUGUAGCCUUGGGCUGUUUGGCUCAGUCCCCCCUCCACGCCAAGGGGGAAUAACAAUACGUACCUACCUCACAGGGGUGUUGUGAGAAUCCACGUUGGUAAAGCCUGUUGAAGCGCUGAGUCUACCGCCGGUAGUGCCGAGGUGUGUGGUGGGGGUGAGCAGCGCUGCCCUUUUUUGCUGGUUACAGUGGGAUCACAGCGGGAGCCCAUCGGCCUUCUCCUCCCUGGAGACCUCCUCGCGCGGACGCGGAGGCUGUCGCCCGAGUGCCCUCUCCUCCAUUGCAUGACAUUUUAAGCGGCUGUGAGGUGCAGGAUAGUGACAGACAUGAAGUCCUACUUGACCAGGGAUUUGCUACAACGUUUUCUAUAUCUGUGGGGUUUGUUGGUUUGUUUUUUUCCAUAUAUUGUGCUUAGAAAUAAACUUUCCACUUAGGGC
This is a messenger RNA of Melospiza melodia melodia, 4361 nucleotides long. It is a transcript of the gene MARCHF4, whose product is annotated as membrane associated ring-CH-type finger 4. Gene Ontology annotation, biological process: protein ubiquitination. Gene Ontology annotation, cellular component: trans-Golgi network; Golgi stack. The record is from RefSeq and is a predicted model, not a curated record. The coding region runs from base 68 to 1243 and encodes 391 amino acids. The transcript has 4 exons. Lineage: Eukaryota; Metazoa; Chordata; Aves; Passeriformes; Passerellidae. Gene Ontology annotation, molecular function: zinc ion binding; ubiquitin-protein transferase activity.